AUGCAGUACGGGUUGGGGAAGGGAGAGCGACUUACACGACAGUCGAGCAAGACGGACGAGACGGGAAGCAUGUGGCUGGAUGUUCGUCCGCCUGUCGUCCGACGUGAGAAGAAGAAGAGGGAAGGGGAACGAGACAUCGACGGCCCCCUCUCUCUCUCCCUUCGAUGCGAGCGACAGGAACAAAGCGGAGGGCGCGACUCGGACCAGUGGCCGGACUUGGCGGUGCUCGUGCUCGGGGGCGAGGACGAGGGGGAGGGGAGUUGGGUUGCUGCUGUCGCUGUUGGCGAUGAUGUCGGCGCUGAUGCGACGGAGGAGAUGGAGGAGCUUGUCGAGGUGGAGUUGGGAGACCCGGGAUCGCGGGGAGGCUGCUGGUGA
Messenger RNA from Colletotrichum higginsianum IMI 349063, 375 nucleotides. RefSeq lists its product as uncharacterized. The transcript is spliced from 3 exons. NCBI's taxonomy places the organism in Eukaryota, Fungi, Ascomycota, Sordariomycetes, Glomerellales, Glomerellaceae. The record is from RefSeq and is a predicted model, not a curated record. The coding region runs from base 1 to 375 and encodes 124 amino acids.